Symbiodinium pilosum is the source of this 435-nucleotide messenger RNA. NCBI's taxonomy places the organism in Eukaryota, Dinophyceae, Suessiales, Symbiodiniaceae. The record is from the annotation of a GenBank genome assembly.
GGGCCUUCUGGGCCCGCCGGCACCCGUAGACAUCAUCAAAGCUGAGAGCAUCGUGGGCUUCCAGGUCCAAGGCUCCAUCGAGAAGCUGGGAAGCAUCGGCAAAGGGCUCAUGCUCAGGAUACCAAUGACACUUUUCGGCCGGCCCGUCUACGAGUUUGAGGGCGGUGGACAGUACCUGUAUUUCCUGAAGAAGGAGGCCAAGAUCGCAGAGGGCCAGUCAGCCAGCUGGGAGGAAUUCGGAGCUGGCGUGGAGCCUAACCCACAGAAGCUCUUCGAGAUGGAGGGCUACUGGGCCAUUGGCGUAGAUGUGGGGGACGACAGUGAAAGUGAGCGAUGCCUGGGCUACUGUGAGGAUUUGGCCGUGACACCAGAUCAAAUACAGAGGACUUGGUACGUUCGGGGAGCUAGCAGCUUCCAUUCAAAUCCUGAGCUCAA